AUGGCAGGCUACACUUGGUCCAAGAUAGCAAGCUCUCAGAGUGAAGACGACGUCCCAGCGCCUCGUUGGAGACACUCAGCUAUCCUGUUCGAGAAGAACAUCAUCAUCUUUGGAGGUUUCGCGGCUGAGAAGCGAAUGAACGACCUCUGGAUCUUCAACACCGAAUUGAAGGUGUGGGAGCAGAAGUAUGCUCAGGGGUUCUGGGAGGGUCUACCGCAGUGCCGCGGUGCACAUAGCGCUACGCUUGUCGAGGAGAAAAUGUACGUGUUCGGUGGCUACGGUGGCAACGGCUUCGGACGUACCGACUUCAACGACCUUCAUGCUUUGGACUUGCACUCCUUUAAGUGGCAAGAAAUUCAAACCGACGGCGAGAAGCCUGAGCCACGCUCAGGUCACCAGACGUGCCUGGUUAAGGAACAGUUGCUGAUCAUUGGAGGCUGGAACAGCUUCAAGCAGUUUCAAGACAUCUUCGUUUUCGACUUACCUACCAAGACGUGGAGCUUGUUGAGCACCCCACUGCACGCGCCUAUCUGGAACCACACGUGCGUUAGUGUGGCGGCUGUGCCCCACUGGAAAGUUUUCCUCUUCGGUGGUAAUAGCGGGGAUCUUGCAGAGUCAGGGACAGCGCAAGGAGCAUACCUAAACAGCACAACUGUGCUAGAUACAGGUGCCAUGGUGUGGCUAAAUCCGCCCGUAAAGGGAGAGCUUCCGAAGGCGCGCGCGGAUACUGCAAUGGUGUUUGACUCGAAUACCAACCACUUGAUCUUCUUUGGGGGGUGGGCGAAUCGCUGGUACAAUGACCUGCACGUGCUAAACGCAAGCGAAAUCGUCGGACCGCCGUACUCCAUUUCGUCGAUCGAACCGAAGCAAGGACCGAUCACGGGUAACGCAAAAGUGAAAAUUACUGGAUUCAACUUCACCGGCACAAACGCAACGCUGCGUUUUGCAGUUGCGAAGGGCUCUGUUGACGUCCAAGGAGCUGUUCUGAGUCCUAGCGUCCUUCAAGCUACAGCUCCGAGCUUCGAGAAAUUCGGUGCAAUGACUUCCGAGGUUCGCGUCUCACUAUCCGGAGGAAUGUAUACGAACGUCGCGACAUCCUUCCGAUUCCACUCGGUUACUGCAGCACCAAAGUCUCUAGCGUUCGGACCCUGUUUGAUCGCAGCUCUCAGUGACAACUGUCUAGCUGAGCUGCCGACAAUGUUCAUCAUCCAGUCUCGAGACAAAGACGACAAUCCUCGCGACUGCGGCGGUGACGAGUUCACUUUUUUGCUGAAGUAUUGUGAUGAUCCGCAGGCUGAAGUGGAGCAGGUUGGAUCCAUCCUUGACAAGAAUGAUGGCACUUACGUGGUGACAUUCACCCCCUCUCGAGCGGGCAAGUACGAGAUAUCAGUGGACUUCACGGGCACGUUCAAUGGCAUCGCAGGGCCUAUCCGUGGGUCGCCCUUUACGGCGGUUUUCCAGCCUCCGAAUGACGAGAACAAGACGAAGUGUCUACCCCCGCUUGCGACCCAGAAGGACUUCGAUUCGCCUGAGCUGAUUCGGCGAGUGAUGGCGACAAUGAAUAAACGAAACGGAGAGUUCCGACGCCUUCUUGUUGACCUGCGGAAGGACAUUCCGAACAACGAUACCGAAGGACUUGAUACUCUGCGGAAGGUGAAAGAAAUUAUUCGCAAGCUGGAGACGGACAAGGCGACAAACCAUUUGAUCCUAGACCAAGUUCGGCAAUUGUUUUUCAACAUCAAGAAGAGUGGUGGCCACGUCGAUAAAGAACUGGUCGAAAUCGAGAACAUGGAGAAGCUUUUCGUCGACGUUGAGAAGCAAAUCCCAGUGACGGAGAAGAGGACCCAGGAGCCGACGCGGAUAUUCAGCGAGAAGACCGAGGAGAAGAUCAUCGCGUACGAAAAGAUGAUUGCUCAGAAAGUCGAGACGCUCAAAACCCUCGACUUCUGGUCGUCGAAGUUGGAGCCUGACAAGGGUCUUGAGAAGAUUGAGAGUUACCUUGUCGACUGGAAUAUGGAGAUGAAGAAGUGCGAGGAAAAUACGAAGCUGUGCUCCAUCUUUGGGUUCCCGCAGCUGAUGAAUGAAUCGCUUCGUAUGAUGGGACUGAUGAGGGCGGAUGCAGACGCGAUGAAGACUGUGUGGGCCAUCAUCAAGCGUGCCAAAUCAUUUUUCACAGCAACUCAGGACAUUUUGUUCAAGGAAGUGGAUGUGAAUGCUUUGCAAAUUGAAGUGCAGUCCGCGUUGAAAGAGCUGAAGAAGAUCCCCAAGGGGAUUCAAUGGAGCGAUGCGUACACCUCCAUCCUGAAGGAAUGCCAAGCAUUUGACAAGACGCACCCACUGAUUCGGUGUGUGUCAUCGAGCUACAUGCGCCCUAGGCACUGGAAGCGAAUCAUGGCCCACACAGGAGAGUUCUCCACUCCGGAUGAAGAUCCAGAGCAGCGGCUUUCUCUAAUUCUCAGCAAAAAUCUCUUCAACUUCAGCUCGGACAUUAACGAAAUCUGCUACGAAGCCGAAAAGGAACAAGAGCUGGAGCUUCGUUUGAUCGAGCUCGAGGCCCUGUGGGCUGAGGUGAACUGGGAAAUGUCCCCUUACAACCCAGGCGCUGCCGAAGAAGAUGUUGUGCCUCUUCUCAAGGUUUCGGAAGAAAACUUCGAGCUUCUCGAGACUCAUCAGAUUGACGUACAAGGUAUGAGUGCAUCGCCGUACCAGUCCGAGUUUGAGCCUCGUGUUGCGAAGCUCCAGAUCGGCCUUUCGUCCAUCAACGAAGUCGUGCUCUUGCUUGGCGACAUUCAGAGAUCUUGGAGUUACUUGGAGCCGCUUUUCAUUCAGUCCGAAGAGGUGAAGAAGCAAUUGCCCGAGCUAACGUCAGACUUCGAAGACAUUGACCGCGAGGUUCGCCAAAUCCUCAAGACGGCAUGGAAGACUCUGAACGUUCAGCAAGCAUGUACGGAGCCGGGUCUUAUCAAGCGUCUUGAGGUGAUCGUGGAAAAGCUGGAGUUGUGUAAGCACCGCCUGAAAGAAUUUCUCGACGGGCGUCGCCGCCAGUUCCCACGUUUCUACUUCAUGUCCGAGGCCGACUUGCUGGAUAUCCUGUCGAAUGGGUCUCACCCGGAUCGGAUCAUGCCGCACUGCUCCAAAAUUUACCUGGCAACCAAGACGCUCACCUUGGUGGAUCGUGGACCAGGAGAGCGGCCCGUUGCUACGUCUUUUGUGGCUGGAGUAGGUCAUGAAGUCGUUGACUUCUUUGAGCCUCCUGUGCUGGAGGGAGAGGCUGAAAUUUAUCUGGAGACUAUCAUGCGCGCAAUGAGGCUGACGCUGUUCAAGCACAUUGAGCGAUCUCUCGUAGCAUACACCGAAAUGCCACGUGUGGACUGGAUCAACUUUAAAGACGACACGAACAAACCCAUGGACGCAGCGCAGAUCAUCCUACUCGCAGCUGGAGUACACUAUGUUCAGGAAGUCGAGCGUGCAUUCCGUGGCAUCCAGGGAGGCGAUAAGGAUGCUCUGAAGAACUACAACAAGAUGCAGGAAAAGCAACUAGAAGACUUGAUCAAGCUGACGCAAAGCAACAUUUCCUAUGCCGAGCGUCAGCGUGUGAUGGUGCUCAUCACGAUGGACGCCCACGGUCGAGAUAUCGUGGCCAACAUGAUUCGUGCUGGGGUGGAGGAGGCUACUCAUUUCCAGUGGCAGUCUCAACUAAAGCACUACUUCUCACCUGCAGCAGGAAGUUUCCUCAAGCGUGACAGUACCUUCCGUGGGGCAAACAACGCGCGCGCUCAGAUUCUCAUUUGUGACGCGGGUAUUCCGUACGACUACGAAUAUCUUGGAAAUGGCCCCAGACUUGUGAUUACCCCAUUGACCGAUCGAAUUUACGUGACGGCGACGCAGGCUCUGAACCUUCAAAUGGGAUGCGCUCCUGCCGGUCCAGCAGGAACAGGAAAGACGGAGACAACCAAGGAUCUGGCAAACGCACUGGGCAAAGUUUGCUACGUGUUCAACUGUUCGCCUGAGAUGGACUUCAAGAGUCUAGGCAACAUUUUCAAGGGACUUGCCUCCUCUGGCUCAUGGGGCUGCUUCGACGAGUUCAACCGCCUUGUGCCAGAGGUGCUGUCUGUGUGUUCUGUUCAGUUUAAGGCUGUGUGCGAUGCAUGCAAAGCUGACGACGAGAGGUUUAUCCUCGAAAACGACGAGGUCAUGCUGGACCCGACGGUGGGUGCGUUCAUCACAAUGAACCCUGGUUACCUGGGACGCUCCGAGUUGCCUGAAGGCUUGAAGGCGCUGUUCCGCCCCAUGACUGUCAUGGUGCCCGAUCUUGUGUUGAUUUGUGAGAACAUGCUGAUGGCAGAAGGAUUUACGCAGGCCAAGAUCUUGGCGUCGAAGUUCUAUGGCUUGUACUCAUUGCUCGGACAGCUUUUGUCUAAGCAGCUUCACUACGAUUGGGGUCUUCGAGCUGUGAAGAGUGUGCUGUGCGUCGCUGGUGCAUUCAAGCGUGCAGAGCCUGACAUCCCCGAAACCGACUUGCUCAUGCGCGCAUUGCGAGACUUCAAUAUCCCAAAAAUCGUGGCAGAAGACAUGGUGGUUUUCUUUGGUCUACUGGGAGAUUUAUUCCCGCGCGACAGCCCGAAUGUAGACGUACGCAACGAUCCUCCGCGCAAGCGUGACAUGGAACUCGAAUCCAUGGUGCAAGGAGCUUCGGAAGCCAUCGGCAACACGCCUCGUCCGGAGUUCAUGCUCAAGGUUGUGCAGUUGUCCGAGCUAUUGGCUAUUCGUCACUGCGUCUUCGUGAUGGGACCACCUGCGUCGGGGAAAACAGAGACUUGGAAGACAUUAAAGAAGGCGCGUGAAAUCAUGGGAACGCCUAUGGAAGUGCAAGACUUGAACCCCAAGUCUGUGAGCACGAACGAACUGUACGGGUACAUUGUGCUGAAGACACGUGAAUGGAAGGACGGCUUGCUUUCACGCAUCAUGCGUGACUUGGGCUCCCGGCGCCGCGACAAUGGCGACGAGGAUAACAACCCCAAAUGGAUUAUCUUGGAUGGCGAUCUUGAUGCGAACUGGAUCGAGUCAAUGAACUCCGUCAUGGACGAUAACAGAAUGCUAACGCUGGCUUCGAACGAGCGUAUCCCGCUGAAGGUUCACAUGCGCAUGAUCUUUGAGAUCCGCGAUCUCGUCUACGCUACUCCGGCAACCGUCUCGCGAGCAGGUAUCCUGUACAUUUCGACGUCGGAAGGCUACCAGUGGCGCUGUUUGAUUGAUAGUUGGCUGGAUCGACACUGCCAGCAGCCUGUUGACCAUCGCUUGAGGAACAUGAUGUUCACUCCAGACACGCGUGCGAAAUUUCAGGGUCUGUUCGACCAGUACGUCGAGACGACACUCAGGUUCUUCCGCAAGAAGCUCGUUCCUGUUGUACCAGUGGAGGAGACGACACUUGUGACGAACUUGCUCAACAUGAUCGACUGCUUGCUGACCCCUCAAGUGCUGGAAGACUACACGGUGAUGCAGAAUACAUUCGUUUUCUGCUGCGUAUGGUCCUUCGGCUCCAUCCUCACAAUGAGUGACGAUGGCACAGACUACUCGGCAGAGUUUAGCAACUGGUGGAAGAACCAGUGGAAGGAUGUGAAGCUGGUGGCGUCGGCGAGCAACACUGUGUUUGAUUUCUGGCUAGAUCCAGAGACGUCCAAGUUCAAUUCUUGGUCUAAGAGCCCGUACUUCUACACCGAGACGUAUGUCUCUCCGAGCCCGAUCAACCAGAUCACUGUGCCUACGACUGAGACGGCAUCGAUUGCAUUCUGGCUGGAGAACCUCAUCUCCAAGAGUGUUCCAGUGAUGGUAUGCGGACCUGCAGGUACCGGUAAGACGCAGAAUAUCAUGGGCAUGCUGAAAAAGCUCAGCAAGGACGAGGCGACGGCUGCAUUCCGCUACUGCACCAUCAACUUCAACUUCUACACCACGAGUGCGAUCUUGCAGCAGACCAUGUUUGGCCAACUGGAGCGCAAGACGGGUAUCAACCUUGGUCCACCAGGCAAAGCCCGACUCAUCUACUUCAUGGACGAUCUGAAUCUGCCAGAAGUGGACCCUUACAACACACAAAGCGCUAUCUCGCUGCUACGACAGGUGAUGGAGUACCGACAUUGGUUCGACCGCGUGAAGCUCCAGCCUCAGAAUAUCCUGAAUACUCAAGUGGUAUCUGGUAUGAAUCCCACGGCAGGCUCGUUCCUCGUCGACCCACGCCUUCAGCGCCACUUCUGUACAUUCGCUAUGGGCAUGCCCGAAGCACCAAGUUUGGUCACAAUCUACGAGACUUUCCUUGGUGGACAUUUGUCAGGAUUUGCCGAUGAGCUAUGCAACUCGCAGUUCUCCAACGCGCUGAUCAAGGCAGCGCUGAGUCUCCACGCCAGUGUAGUGAGCACGUUCCGUAAGACGGCAGCCAACUUCCACUACGAGUUCAACGUGCGUCACCUGUCCAACGUCUUCCAAGGUUUGAUCGCGUCCAAGAAGGAUCGAUUUAACAGCACAGAGAAGUUCGUGCUGCUGUGGCUACACGAGAGCGAACGAGUGUAUGGAGAUCGACUUGUGUGCAAGGCGGACAUUGAGAAGUACAACCAGUUGGUGCAGAUGCAAGUGAAGAAGUCGUUUGCAUCCUGCAAUACGAGUCGCUAUUACGCUGCAGAGAACUCGUGGCCGCUCAUCUUCUGCCACUUCACAAAAGAUGGCGAUAGUGAAUACGACCAGAUCAUGGGGACCAACCUGGACGAUCUCAAGAUGAACUUGCAGGUUCAGCUGCGUGACUACAACAACAACGAGAACAAUACCGCUAUGCAGCUGGAUCUCUUCGACGAUGCAGUCAAGCACGUGGCUCGCAUCGUUCGUAUUCUGCGUAACGAGAGUGGCCACGCACUGUUAGUUGGUGUGGGAGGUAGUGGCAAGCGUUCGUUGGCACGCCUGGCCUCUCACAUUUGCGGCUACACUGUUCGCCAAAUCACGAUCAGUUCCAAGUACGGCGAGAAUGAAUUCAAGGAAGACUUGCGCAAAAUGCACAUGGCUGUGGUGGAGAUGCUGUCUCGCAACGAAGAGGAUGGAGGAGUUGUGUUCAUGCUCACGGACUCCCAAAUCACCAACGAGAAGUUCCUGAUCUAUCUGAACGAUCUGUUAGCGUCAGGAGAGAUUCCAGAUCUAUUCGCAAUGGAAGAUAUGGACAACAUCGUCAACUUGCUGUCGCCUGUUGCUGGUACCAAAGAUCGGAAGGAGGUGAUCAAGUUCUUCCAAGCGGAGAUUCGGAAACGCCUGCACUUGUGUCUCUGCUUUUCGCCUGUGGGUGACGAUUUCCGUAACCGCGCUCGCAAGUUCCCUGCACUUGUAAACUGCACAGUUAUUGACUGGUUCCAGCCUUGGCCUAAGGAAGCUCUGCUCUCUGUCGGUCGGGAAAAGCUGAAGGAGAUCGGAGACUUGUUGGGGUCGGAGGAAUCUCGCGCUGGUAUCGAAAAGUUUAUGCCGUUCUCGUUCCAGUCGGUGAACAUUUGUGCCGAGCGGUUCUUCCAGGUUGAGCGACGUCACGUGUACACGACGCCGAAGUCCUAUCUGGAGUUGCUUCAGCUGUACAAGAAGAUUCUGCGCAAGAAAGUGGAGGAGUAUGCAGCAGCUAUUGAUCGCUUAGAGAAAGGCCUGCAGAAACUCAAGGAGACUGGUGAUACUGUGUCACGGCUUGAGGUCGAACUGAAGGUCAUCCUCGAAGCUGCUGAGGACAAGAAGGCUGUCGCGUCCGGUAUUGCCGAGGCGGUCAACAAGGAGAAGGCGAACGUUGAAACUGAAAGCAAGAAGGCAGGUGACGAGGCUGCCAAGUGCGCUAUCAUUCAGGCAGAGGUCACUGAGAAGCAGCGCUCUACACAAGAGGAUCUGGCAAAGGCCGAGCCUGCUGUCGAGCAGGCUAUGGCAGCGCUUGAUUCGUUGAACAAGAAGGAUCUGGGCGAGUGUAAGACCAUGUCCAAGCCUCCUGCUGGUGUGGACGAUGUCUUCUCAGCCACGAUGGUAUUACUGGCAGGCGUGCAUCCAAACGUGCAGGUCACCAAGACUGGUAAGGUGAAGGAUGUGAAAUGGGACACUGUCAAGAAGCAGCUUCUGGGUAACAUUCCAGAGUACAUCGACUACUUGGUGGGCUUCAAGCAAGUGGUGGACGACGGAAAGGUGCCUCCUAUGAACUGGAAAGAGGUCCGUGUGUACUUGGAGAUGGAGCACUUCAACUACGACACCAUCCUUACGAAGAACAAGGCCGCUGCAGGUUUGUGCUCUUGGGUCAUCAACAUCGUCAUGUACUACGACAUCGUUGUUACAGUCGAACCCAAGCGACAGGCUUUGGCUGCAGCAAACUUGGAGCUCGAAGCUGCAAACUCACGCCUCAGCGAAGUGACGGCUCUUGUGGCCGAUCUACAGGCUAAGCUCGACAAGCUUCUGGCUGAAGCCGCAGCAGCGGAAAAGGAGAAGGAAGACGCCAUCAACGCAGUCGAAACUGGCAACCGCAAGAUGAAGCUUGCAGGUACACUCACUAAUGACCUGUCCAGCGAAAAUGUGCGUUGGGGUAUCAACGUCCUGCAGCUUCAGAAGGAGAAGGAUCUACUGGUGGGCGACGUGUUGCUCGCCUCUGCUUUCAUUUCGUAUAUCGGCCCCUUCACGAAGCCGUUCCGUGAUGAACUCAUUAACAAGCACUGGGUGCCAUACCUGCGCACUGCAGCCGGUGGGGAGAGCAUCGCUAUGUCUGAAGAAGCCAACCCGCUUCUCAUUCUGACAAAUGAUGCCCAAAUUGCCGAGUGGAACACUCAGAAACUCCCGUCUGAUCGUGUGUCAACAGAGAAUGGUGCCAUUGUGGUGACUACGGUGUCAAUGGGACGAAGGCCGCUUAUUGUCGACCCACAGCUGCAAGCUAUUGCAUGGAUCCGUGAGAUGGAGGCGCACAACAACCUGAUCAUCGUACGAGUAGGGCAGAAGAUGUGGAUUGAACGACUGAAAACGGCGAUCGGUACCGAUGGAGCCUUCCUCAUUGAAAACUUGGGCGAGAAGAUUGAUCCCAUCCUGGCUCCAGUUAUUCAACGCUCGACUUCGCGUCGUGGCGCACGAUAUGAAAUUCAGAUUGGUGACGCGUCCGUCCCGUACAACGACAACUUCCACUUGUAUCUGCACACGAAGCUAGGCAACCCUCACUACCCGCCCGAGAUUCAAGCAGAAUGUACCAUCGUGAACUUUACGGUGACGAUGCUUGGUCUGGAAGACCAGUUGUUGAACCUGGUCGUGUCGAAAGAGCGCCAAGAUCUGGCUAUUAAGCGCGAGAAAUUGAUCCAAGAACAAAACAACGGAAAGAUCGAACUGAAGAAACUGGAAGAUGAUAUUCUGUUCUACUUGGCUAGCGCAGACGACGAUAUCACGAACAACCAGCCUCUGAUUCAAAUUCUGAGCGAUACCAAGCACAAGGCGCAGCGUACACAGAACAACAUGGAGGCUGCCAAGAAGACGCAAGAGUCUGUGAACAUUACGAGUGAAAAGUAUCGCAGCAUUGCUGCGAGAGGUUCCCUGCUCUUCUUCUUGAUGAACGACAUCAGCAAGGUACACUCCUACUACAUCUACUCGCUCGCAUCCUUCCAGCAAGUCUUUUUGUCUGGUAUCUACCGGGCACCGCCAGCGAAGAACCUCAUCGCCAAUGAAGCAGACGGUGGAGAAGGUGAAGCAGCGCCUGCUGAAGAAGGGGGUGAAGGUGGCGAAGGAGGUGAUGAAGACGCCGUGGAGAGUGAGCCUGCUGUCCCGGAUCUGACUGAUGAAGAGAUGAAGGAUCGAUGCCAGGUGCUAAUGGACAGCAUCACCUCGUGUGUUUAUAACUAUGUUCGUCGUGGACUGUUCGAGCGCAACAAGCUUACAGUGGCAACGAUGCUGUGCUUGAAGAUUUUGCUCAAGGAUGGAUUGUUGAACGACUCGGAAGUUGAGUACUUCUUCAUCAGCAAGGCCCACCCGGAUGCAGGCAACGCUGGCUCAGCCUCCGAGUGGCUCCCCGCAGCAAUUUGGUCGAAGUUGAAGGCGCUUGAAAGUGCUAAAGCUUUCCAAGGACUGGGUGAUGCGAUCCAAAAUGACCCUGAUGAAUGGAGAAAGUGGUUCGCUACCGAGGAUGCUGAACGACAGAAGAUACCCGGUGAUUUCAUCAAGCUGACCCCAUUCCAGCGACUAAUUCUGCUGCGUGCGAUGCGCCCCGAUCGUGUGACCAAUGCUCUGCGCACGUUCAUUCUUGACUCGCUGGGUGAGGAAUACGUCACUCAACCUCCGUUCAAUAUGGAGGCCACAUACGCCGAGACGAACUCGAGCAUCCCGAUAUUCUUCGUGCUGUUCCCUGGAGUUGACCCAACGCCAUGGGUAGAAACUCUUGGAAAGGCAAACGGAGUGAGUCUUGAGAACAACAAUUUCAUCAAUAUUUCGAUGGGCCAAGGUCAAGAGGCGUACGCAGGUGACGCGUUGAAGCGAUUGAGCACCGAAGGCGGCUGGAUCAUCCUGCAGAAUGUGCAUUUGAUGCAGUCGUGGUUGCCGACGCUCGAGCGUCAGUUAGAAGAGGUAGCAACCGAAGGUGCUCAUGAUCUCUUCCGCUGCUUUAUCUCCGCUGAGCCGCCUCCGCUACCAGACAUGCUGAACAUUCCUGAGUCUCUGCUUCAGAGCUGUAUCAAGGUGGCCAACGAGGCUCCUUCGGACAUCCAGUCGAAUCUGCGUCGUGCUUGGGCCAACUUUGGCGAGGACAAGGUUCAGGCUUGCACUAAGCCGGCCGAGUUCAAGGCCUGCCUGUUCUCCCUGUGUUGGUUCCACGCAAUCGUGCUUGGACGUCGACGCUUUGGUCAGCAAGGCUGGAGUCGUGCCUACAGUUUCAACACUGGCGACCUUACCAUUUGUGCCAACAUCUUGCACUCGUACCUGGAUAACAACGCAUCCGUUCCGUGGGAUGAUCUCCGCUAUCUCUUUGGUGAGAUCAUGUACGGUGGUCACAUCACGGAUGCUUGGGAUCGUCGUACCAACAACACUUACCUGGCAGUCCUCAUCGACCCUGGUCUACUUAGCGGCAUGGAACUUGGGCCUGGCUUCAAGUCGCCGAAUCCGCAGGAAUUCUCGUUUGCAGACUACGCCAACUACAUCGAGAAGAACAUGGUUCCCGAGGCGCCACCGCUUUUCGGUCUUCACCCGAACGCUGAAAUCGCCGGAGGCGGCGGCGGAGAGGAAGGGGGUGGCGGUGAUAAGACGGCCGCGCUGCGUGCAUCCAUCGACGACUUGGAGGCGCGAUGCCCCGAGUUCUUCAACAUGCUCGAUGUCGUGGAAGCUGCAACGCCCCACCUGACAGAGGAGCAUGGUCCAUUCGUAGUGGUGGCACUGCAGGAGUGCAGCCGCAUGAAUGUGCUGUUGCAGGAGAUCCGCUUAUCGCUGGGCGAUCUGAAGAAGGGUCUCAACGGACAGCUCAAUAUGUCCCAAGCCAUGGAGGACCUGGCCACAGCCAUGUCACUGAACGAAGUGCCCGGACGCAACCCGUUCUCGCAGUGUAAGUGGGAGAAGAAGGCUUGGCCGUCAACGAAGUCUCUAAGCGGCUGGUUUGCCGACAUGGUGAAGCGCCACGAACAGCUUACUGCGUGGGCAGGUGACACCACUGGGGGAGGCGGUAGCUGCUUCGUCACGCCGUUUUCGAUCUGGUUGCCUGGCCUCUUUAACCCCACAGCCUACACGACAGCGUGUCUGCAAGUCACGUCUCGUAAGCGGUUUAUGCCGCUUAACCAGAUGACGGUGGAGACUCACGUGACCACGAUUCAAGACCCUUCGACCGUCUCGUAUUACCCAGACGACGGUGUGUUUGUGCACGGGCUUAUCCUCGAGGGUGCCCGCUGGAGUACUCUAGACGAGAUCAACGAGCGCUAUCCAGUCGGUUCUUCGCCUCCGACGGAGUGUGGCGGCACACUGCUGGAUAGUAAUCCCAAGGAGCUCCUCUGGGGCAUGCCCGUCGUCUACGUCAAGGCUGUGACCACGUCCCCGACCUGGGAGCCGUCUUCCGUAGGCUACCUGCGUCACGAUCCGAACAUCUACGAGUGCCCGGUGUACCUCACUCGCUUCCGAGGCCACACGUACAUUUUCUUGGCGACUCUCCCCACCGACUGCGGCAGCGCCAAGUGGGUGUUGCGUGGCGUCGCGCUCAUCUUCCAGGACGACAACUAG
This is a messenger RNA of Phytophthora sojae, 12213 nucleotides long. RefSeq lists its product as hypothetical. Gene Ontology annotation, molecular function: ATP hydrolysis activity; dynein light intermediate chain binding; dynein intermediate chain binding. Gene Ontology annotation, cellular component: dynein complex. Gene Ontology annotation, biological process: microtubule-based movement. The record is from RefSeq and is a predicted model, not a curated record. The transcript is spliced from 4 exons. Lineage: Eukaryota; Oomycota; Peronosporomycetes; Peronosporales; Peronosporaceae. The coding region runs from base 1 to 12213 and encodes 4070 amino acids.